Molecule: messenger RNA, 6932 nt
Organism: Lacerta agilis (Sand lizard)
Lineage: Eukaryota; Metazoa; Chordata; Lepidosauria; Squamata; Lacertidae
Gene: POLQ
Product: DNA polymerase theta
Exons: 30
Biological process (GO): DNA-templated DNA replication; double-strand break repair via alternative nonhomologous end joining
Molecular function (GO): DNA-directed DNA polymerase activity; DNA binding; ATP binding
Source: RefSeq, a predicted model, not a curated record
UUCACCCCAGGACAAUGUCAGCAUGUGGGUGUUCCUGAUGAGCAAGCUGACAAACUGCUGCUAGCAAACUGGGGGCUCCCCAAAGCGGUCCUGGAUAAAUACCAUAGUUUGGGAGUAGUUCGUAUGUUCCAGUGGCAAGCCGAGUGCCUGAUGGUUGGACAAGUUCUGGAGGGGGAAAACUUGGUUUACUCAGCUCCUACAAGUGCAGGGAAAACUCUAGUUGCUGAAUUACUUAUACUGAAGAGAGUACUGGAAUCUCGCAAAAAAGCUUUGUUCAUUUUACCCUUUAUCUCUGUGGCCAAAGAAAAGAAAUAUUACCUGCAAGCAGUGUUCCAAGACGUAGGUGUGCAAGUGGAGGGGUAUAUAGGGAGUAUUUCCCCUGCUGUCCGUUUCUCUGCCCUGGAUGUUGCUGUCUGCACUAUUGAGAGAGCUAAUGGUUUGAUCAACAGACUCAUAGAGGAGAAAAUACUGGACUCACUGGGAAUAGUAGUUGUAGAUGAGCUGCACAUGCUGGGGGAUCCUCAAAGAGGGUAUCUGCUAGAACUCCUGCUGACAAAAGUUCGGUUUUUGACCAGAAAAAUGAAGAACAAACAAACGAACAUGUCUGGGCCACUCUCAAAUGGAAUACAAAUUGUAGGCAUGAGCGCUACCCUUCCUAACCUGGGUCUUCUGGCCUCAUGGCUAAAUGCAAAGCUAUACCACACAGAUUUCCGACCGGUGCCCCUUGUAGAGCAAGUGAAAAUUGGCAGCCAAAUUUAUGACUCUUCCAUUAAAGUUGUGAGAGAAAUCCAGUCUGUGGUGCAUAUAAAGAAUGAUGAGGACCACGUGGUGACUCUGUGUUAUGAGACUGUUCAGAAUGGCCAUUCUGUCCUUAUUUUCUGCCCAUCUAAGAACUGGUGUGAGAAAUUGUCAGACAUCAUUGCCCGGGAAUUCUACAAUCUCCAGCACAAGUACCUUCAAAAGAUGUCCACCCUUACACCAGUAGCCCUGGACACAGAAGGGAUAGAGGAGUUGAUAAGUCAGCUAAAGCAUUCGCCUUCUGGUUUGGACUCCGUGCUUCAGAGGACUAUAAAAUGGGGUGUAGCAUUUCACCAUGCAGGCCUUACAUUUGAUGAACGAGACAUUAUUGAAACCGCAUUUCGUCAAGGAGUGCUUCGAGUCCUAGUAGCAACCUCUACACUUUCUUCUGGGGUGAAUCUGCCUGCACGCCGGGUAAUCAUCCGAACUCCUGUGUUUGGAGGCAGAUCAUUGGAUGUCUUGACAUACAAACAGAUGGCUGGGAGAGCUGGAAGGAAGGGAGUAGACACCAUAGGCGAGAGCAUUCUGGUGUGCAAGACCACAGAGAAAUCAAAAGGAAUUGCUCUGCUCCAGGGCUGUCUCAAGCCAGUGCAAAGCUGUUUGCUGAGCCAAGAGGGAGAAGACAUUACUUCAAGUAUGAUACGGGCAAUCCUUGAGAUCAUAGUAAAUGGAGUAGCUAGCUCUCCAGAUGACAUCCAGAGUUAUGCUUCCUGUACACUCUUUGGUGCAAGUCUGAAAGACUUCCCGGACAAUGGGACAGAGCAGGAGAGAAAUUGCCAUGGUUCUAUAGAUGCUUGUGUGAAGUGGCUGCUUAAGAAUGAAUUUAUCCUGAUUUCGGUGUCUGAUACAGGCAAAGAAAUAUAUUGCCCAACACAUCUCGGCUCUGCUACCUUGUUUUCUUCCUUUUCACCCGUAGCAGCACUAGAAAUUUUUGCUGAUCUCCAGAGAGCAAUGAAGAGCUUUGUCUUAGAGAAUGAUCUGCACAGUCUUUAUUUGGUCACCCCUGUUUAUGAAGACUGGGCCAAAAUAGACUGGUAUCGAUUCUUUUGCAUGUGGGAGAAGUUGCCUGCCUCAAUGAAAAGAGUUGCAGAGCUGGUUGGAAUUGAAGAAAGCUUUUUGGCUUGUUCUGUGAAGGGCAAAAUAAUUACUAGAACAGAGAGGCAGCGUAGGCAAAUGGCCAUCCACAAAAGAUUUUUUACAAGCCUGGCUCUCUUGGACUUAAUAAAUGAGGUUCCUAUAAAUGAUGUUGCUAAGAAAUAUGGCAGCAAUCGUGGACAGCUUCAGUCUUUACAACAGUCUGCUGCUACUUAUGCAGGGAUGAUUACCAUUUUCUGUAACCGUCUGGGGUGGCACAAUAUGGAACAAUUGCUCUCCCAGUUUCAGAGUCGUCUCACGUUUGGAAUCCAGAGAGAACUCUGUGAUCUUGUCCGGAUAUCUCUGUUAAAUGCACAGUGUGCUAGAGCUCUUUAUAAGGCUGGUUUUGUCACGGUCGCUGAUGUCGCCAAAGGGAAUAUUGCCGAGGUGGAAAAUGCCUUCAGGAAUGCAGCACCUUUCAGAAGUCGUAAGGCAGUGGAUGAAGAUGAACAGGCUGUCGAGGAACACCAAAUUACACCCCUUAUAUGGAUGUCUGGACUGAAGGGUUUAACUGAGGUUGAAGCAGCUAAUCUUGUUGUGGAGGAGGCUAAAACUCUCUUAAAGGAGGACUUGGCUGCUUUGGGAGUGCAAUGGAACCCCAAUACCUCUCUCUUAUCAGAUUCAUCUUGCACAUUUUCCAUAACAGGACAAGUUGAGGAAGAGGAAAAACAUAGACUGUAUGGGAAACAGAUAUCAAGAAAUAGCCAAAAUAUAAUUUCAUCAGAGAAAAGUAUCAAUUCUCAACCUGAUAGUGCAAAAAGGGUUAGACAAAAAAAUAAGAGGCCGUUAGAUGCUAGUUUAGUAAAUGACAGACUUGAAGAGACUCUGGUAGAUGAAACUAAGGGACAGACAAGAAAUGAUAAUGUAUGCUGUAGUGCAAGCAAACGCCUGAAUCUGAGGAAAGAUGGGGAAAGUAUGAGAGAUACCCCUGUAAAGCAAAAGUUGGAUGCCAUGAUAGGUACUGAACAGAGGACAAAGCCAGGCUUGAAAGCUACUUCAAAAAAACAUCAUGUUGCAGCUAGAUUUAAGAAAAAGGCUGGAAUUAAUUUAAAUCAAAGUAGGGAACAGAGCACAGUUGCAAAAUGGAGUAUGUCUUGGAGUCAAGAAUCAAUUAUGUGUAAAGUGCAUAAUCACCCUGAUAAUGUUCUGAAGCCUUCUGAAUGCAUCAGAAGCUGUUCUCCUGAUCUGUAUUUUGUCUUCAAAGAAUUUGAAGAAAGCUUCCAGUUGGAUACACAAACUGAGAGGAUAUUGCAACAGGAGGUGGCAGCUACAGUAGCUGAUAAACAAAAAGAACUAGUAGCAGAUUCAGCACUGAAAACAAAGUGUGCUAGUACUUCAGAAACUAGUGCUGCAUAUACAAUGGAUAAGCUAGCGUGCAGAAAAGCAGAACCGUUACCUGUUAAAAAAAACGAUGUAGCAGGAAACACAGCUUUAUUGCAUUGUAAAGUGAAAGGCGCUCACAAAAAGCCUACUAUGAAAUACCCAGAAAUACCAUUUUGCCUUGAAAGAAGCAGUUUUUCUGUCAUGGACUCCCAGUUAGAAAGCUUCUUACGGGACUAUCAGACUCCAAAUCUGGCAGAAGAGCAGGAAACUAUUGUUCUUUCAAAGGCUUCCUUUGCUCAUAAUCAGUACCUACCUACUGUUGAUGCAAGUGCCAAGUGCUGUCCUUUGCCUGAAAUAAAUUUGAAUAGCAGUGAUAGUUUGUUGUUUGAUGAAGACUUUAACCACAUUAAUGACCCUCAGGAUGUUCACAUUGGUGAAGCUGUUGCCAUGGGAGAACUUCCACUGCAGCAAAUUAUCCCUGCUCCUUUUAAAUCUACCUUAGAAGAUGAUCUUCCAGGUGAGCAGAAUGUGGGGUCAGUCAAGGGUGUAUCAAAUACCACUAUAAACCAGCAGCGACUGACAGAGUAUAAUGAUGAUUCUCUAAUGUUCUCAGAUGCUGAUUCUUUCCACAUAGCAGAAAGGCGAGAUAGUGAGUCCGUGCCUUGUUUUCGCAGAACCAUCCUCAAUGAGCUGAAAAAUCUGAAAGAUGCAGAUGAUGAUGUCAGACCUGAGAUUACUGGAGAAGAUGCAAAUGCUAACCAAGUGGGAAAGUGUGAUUUUUUAUUUGAUUUAAGUCCAGGAAUGAAAGAAGUAUUAGAUAAAUGGCCAAGCCCCACUGGAAAUAAACCUGAAAUGGAUACAAGAAGCAAUUUGAGAGUAGUGCUAUCUGAGAAAAAUCAAGAUUCUGCCCUAUCCUGUGGUCAGUGCAAAUUUCGCAAAGAUUUUAAGAGCAACUGCAUAAUUAGACGGAUGGAUGAUCAGAGUAAGACCUGUGGCUCUUUACUAAUCAAUGGAAAAGGAAGUUCCAUUUCUUGGACAGAUGGGAACAAGGUACGUCUUUCUCCUGCAAAGUUCAUGGAGCCUCCUUCACAGUGUUUGGAACAAUGCUUUGUGACACGUGCCGAAGCCAGAAAUAUGAACCCCACAGACAAAGCUCCUUGUCUUCAGCUCCUGCAGAACGCUGCACUUGAUUCACACCCGCAAGCAAAAAUCUUGCCACAUGAACCAGAAAAUAGCAGACAUGCUGAGUUUCCAUCUGAGGAUGACUCUAUUAUAAUUGAAGGUUUUUCACUGCAGUUAUCUCAAGAUCUACCAUCCUGCAGUGCUGAAAAUUUUGCUAUAAUUGAUGUGGCGAAUGAUAAGGCUCUUUUCCGAACCUUCAUGAAAGAAUGGAGCACAAAAAAGAGAUUUGCUAUCUCGGUGGCUUGUGAAAGAGCAAAAGGCUCCCACAGAUCAGCUAUUGGUGCCAAGUUCAAGCAAGGGAACAUGCACCAGGAAAUUCAGUAUGAUGGUGAUGGAUUUCCUGUUACAGCCUGUGAAGACCUGCUGGUAGUUGGAUUAGCUGUGUGUUGGGGUGGAAAGGAUGCUUAUUACAUUUCAUUGCAACAGAAAUCUCAUGAACAGACUGAAAUCAGUGCCAGUUUGGAACCACCUCCCCUGGAUCAGAACUUGGCUGCGGCAGAGAGGUUGCAGCAUCUUCAAUUACACCUGCAGGAUUCCAAGAGAGCGUUUUCGCUUGCUGUGUAUGAUUUCAUUCAGCACUACAAAAUCCUCUUGAAGGCCUGUGGCAUCUCUCUGGCAGGAUGCUAUGAGGACCCAAAGGUGGCGUGCUGGCUGUUGGAUCCUGAGUCUAAAGAACGCUCCCUUCACAACAUGGUCACCAAUUUCCUUCCUCAGGAAUUGUUCUUGCUGGACAAACUUGGAGCAGGCCAAGGGUGUCAGAGUCUGGGGCUCAGUGCCAGCGCAGAUAAUUCUGGACGAUACAGAGCAGCUGUGGAGUCUGUUCUUGUCUUUCAUAUUAUGGAACACCUCAAUACUCUGUUGCAUAAAGAUAACAUGCAAGAUACUUUUCGUAAAGUGGAGAUGCCAAAUCAAUAUUGCCUGGCCUUGCUAGAGCUCAACGGCAUCGGAUUUAGCACAGUUGAGUGUGAGACGCAGAAACAUGUCAUGGAAGCAAAACUAAACGAGAUUGAGAAUCGGAUAUAUCAGCUGGCUGGUCACAGUUUCUCCUUGACCUGUCCUGAUGACAUUGCUGAGGUGCUGUUUUUGGAGCAGAAGUUGCCAUUCAAUGGAGAAUCAAAAUUGCAAAGGGGCAAGAAAACAUUAGGUUACACUGGAAGGAAAAUAGCAAAUGGAAAAAUUGCCAAAUUAGGCAAGCAAUUCAGUACAACCAAGGAUGUUCUGGAGAAACUGAGGGCCUUGCACCCAUUGCCAGGCCUGAUUUUGGAAUGGAGGAAGAUCACCAAUGCCAUGACCAAAGUGGUGUUUCCACUGCAGAGGGAGAAACGUUUAAACCCUGUGCUGGGCAUGGAACGGAUCUAUCCUGUUUCUCAGACUCACAGUGCUACAGGCCGUAUAAGCUUCAGGGAACCAAAUAUACAGAAUGUGCCAAAAGACUUUGAAAUUGAAAUGCCAACCAUGGUUGAAGAGAGCCCACCUUCCCAGAAGGAACACAAUGGGUUCAAUUUACCCAGAAGCAGAUGGAGAAAGCAUUCUGUGCUACCACAUGGACAAAGGAGUCUUGCUGAACCCAGUGGGGGGAAAGUACCAUUUUCUGUUAGCAUGAGGCAUGCCUUUGUGCCAUUUCCAGGAGGCUUGAUCUUGGCAGCUGAUUAUUCCCAGCUUGAGCUGAGGAUCCUUGCUCAUUUGUGUUGUGAUAAGCGGCUUCUCCAGGUCUUAAAUGAUGGUUCUGAUGUGUUCAAAAGCAUUGCCGCCGAGUGGAAGAUGAUUGACUCUGAAGCAGUUGGGGAUGAUUUAAGGCAACAAGCCAAGCAGAUUUGUUAUGGAAUAAUAUAUGGAAUAGGAGCGAAAUCUUUAGGAGAGCAGAUGGGUGUUGAGGAAAAAGAUGCCUCCUGCUACAUUGACUCCUUCAAAUCAAGAUACUCAGGUAUUCAGAAAUUCCUAAGAGAAACAGUCAGGAAGUGCAGCAGAGAUGGAUUUGUGCAGACAAUCAUGGGGCGGCGUAGAUACCUGCCAGCAAUUAAGGACUCAAAUCCUUACAGAAAGGCUCAGGCAGAGAGGCAAGCUGUGAAUACUAUUGUCCAGGGUUCUGCAGCGGAUAUUGUCAAAACAGCCACAGUGAAUAUUCAGGCUCAGCUGGAAUCUUUCCCUUCAGCAGUAAAAUCUUAUGGACACUUGGAGAGCUCAUUCCAAAAAAGACAAACGGGAAAACCAGAGAAGAUAGAAAAGAGGAAAAUGAUACAUUCCGUGCAUGGAGGUUUCUUCAUACUCCAGCUGCAUGAUGAGCUUCUCUAUGAGGUUGCAGAAGACAGCCUGAUUCAGGUGGCACAGAUUGUUAAACAUGAAAUGGAACAUGCUGUAAAACUCUCCGUGAAACUGUCAGUAAAAGUCAAAGUUGGUCCUAGCUGGGGUGACCUGCAAGAGCUGGAGUUGUGAACAGGAAAUAGAAGUUUGUACUGCACUACCCAAUGCUGCAGCAAAAUGCAAGACGUCUCUUA